CCGUCGAAGACCAUCUUCCACAGGGAGCGACCCCGUCUCUGCGCCUGGUAAUAAUCGCGUUCCUCCUCUGCGUCUGGGCCAACAGGCCCAGUAUUUGCAGCCAACGCUGAGUCCGAUACCUGGUAUGUUGACGACAUGCGCCUCCCGUCGAUUCAAACAGCCCUAUUAACGCGAAUUAUGUUCCAGGCACGCCCAACUUUCCCAUGUCCUUAAGCAGGAGUCCCUCUCCCGUCCCCGGAGGAGGGUGGUCUUCUCCGGGCCUGAAUAUUAACACCAGUGGCCGAUCCAGCCCAGCGAAAGCGUCAUUUUCUGGGCCCAACGGCGGUGGCGUAACGUGGGAGUCUGCGAGGCUUAAGAGCCAAGGCGUUACGAGUUAUCCAUCCUUCUCAACACACAACCAGGGCUUCUUCACUCGACAUAUGCGACGCAUCUCGAGUAGCCUACCAUCUUUCAACACGGCGACGGAUGAUAGAUAUGCAGAGAAAGAGAAGCUUGGACGGGGCAGGUGGAAGGUUCCCCUCCUCGGAAGAAUAAGAGCCGGGAUUACACGAAUGAGUAGGAAAUGGAAGAUACGUGCGGCUAUAGCGUUAUUCCUGCUCGCGUGCUAUAUACUGUUCUAUAUCACUCCCCUGUGGUACUACUGGAGAAGAACAAGCUGGUUAGGGGGUGGGGAAAAGUUUGUCAUCAUACUUGCCGCAAAUGUUGGCGGUGGGGUGAUGGAAUGGAAAGGAGCGCGGGAGUGGGCUAUCGAAAGGGAUAGUGUGAGGAACAAACGAAAGUACGUCUCGAGAUGGGGUUACGACCUUGAAAUUGUCGACAUGAGCACCAAAAAACGGUAUGCGCACGAAUGGCGAGAAAGUUGGGAGAAGGUGGACAGUAUCAGGAACAGUUUUAGGAAAUAUCCAAAAGCUGAAUGGAUUUGGUGGUUGGACCUGAAUACGUUCGUCAUGGAGCCCUCCUAUUCGCUUCAGCAUCACAUUUUCAACAAUCUAGAAAAGCAUAUCUACCGCGACAUAAACGAGUUUAAUCCUCUCAAUAUCUCUCAUCCCCUUCAAGCCAACUAUCUGGAUCCGGAGUCAUUGAGCCCAGUAGGGGAUGGGAGCGUCGAUUCUGUAAACCUCAUACUGUCUCAGGACUGUUCGGGAUUUAAUCUGGGCUCCUUCUUUAUCAGACGAAGCGAGUGGACCGACCGUUUACUGGAUAUAUGGUGGGACCCGGUAGCAUACGAGCAAAAGCACAUGGAGUGGGAACAUAAGGAACAGGACGCGUUGGAGCAAUUAUACACAAAUCAACCUUGGAUUCGAAGUCAUACAGCCUUCCUUCCACAGCGAAAGAUCAACAGCUUCCCGACUGGCGCGUGCUCUGACAACGGAAACGACGACCGCAUCCAUUAUAAGCAGGAAGAUCGGGACUUUGUUGUUAACAUGGCAGGCUGUGAAUGGGGUCGCGACUGCUGGGGAGAAAUGUAUAAUUUCCGCGAGCUCAGCUACUAUCUGAACCGCAAUCCUUGGGAGAGGUUUAAAGAAGACCUCGUUGCCGUAAUUUGGGAGAAAAUAACGGGCCAGAAAGUCAAGUGUGCGUAUAGUCUGUUCCAUUUUCUACUUCCCCUUUCCCUUUCUUUACCUUGGCCACGUCAUCGUACCGCUUAUCUUUACCUUUUUUAACAUUUCCCUUCUCAAACUCAAUUCAUACCCGAUAGCCUUACGUAGUCAACAGUUACUAAUUAUCGGCAUUACAGUAUAGGAUAACCACCCUCUGGACCCGGUAUUGCCCUGAUUCCAACGUGGUUCCUGGUUUGGACCGCUGGAUGGCGUAAUUUUAUACUUCUCUUCCUUUGAACAUUAUAUUAUUUGUCCUCCGCCUACGACAUCUUAACGCCUCCCUAUUUGUGGCGCAAUCGGCGGCUUUGCUUGUUGCGCAAUAUACCCAUCUUGCGUUGCAACCGGAAAGGCAUGCUUAGGUCUUCGGGGGUUACCUAGUUGGCUGUCGUGCCUAUCCUUAACUUCUUUUAAUCAUGGACAUGGGCCAUUGGGAGAAAUGGUUCAGCCAGCCUAUUUUAGGGGAUGAGACGACUUGGAGUAUGAGGAAUGGGGCUCAUGUGCAUCUGUAUUGCUAUGUAAUGUAUGUCAUCCUUUGACGUUAUAUGAAAGGAUUCAAUGAUAUUGGAUAUUUAAGUUGCAAA
This is a messenger RNA of Daldinia vernicosa, 2182 nucleotides long. RefSeq names its product glycosyltransferase family 34 protein. Gene Ontology annotation, cellular component: Golgi membrane. The record is from RefSeq and is a predicted model, not a curated record. The transcript is spliced from 3 exons. Gene Ontology annotation, molecular function: glycosyltransferase activity. The coding region runs from base 204 to 1664 and encodes 486 amino acids. NCBI's taxonomy places the organism in Eukaryota, Fungi, Ascomycota, Sordariomycetes, Xylariales, Hypoxylaceae. Gene Ontology annotation, biological process: protein N-linked glycosylation.